Phyllotreta striolata is the source of this 105-nucleotide messenger RNA. Lineage: Eukaryota; Metazoa; Arthropoda; Insecta; Coleoptera; Chrysomelidae. The record is from the annotation of a GenBank genome assembly.
AUGUUUACCGCUAGCCUAUGUGAUCUCGUCAGACAGACCUUUUGGUUAAUAUGCCUUUUGAACGGAAAUAUACAUACAAGUUCCAAUAAUGUUUUGUUAAGUUAG